Messenger RNA from Lolium perenne, 1317 nucleotides. RefSeq lists its product as uncharacterized. NCBI's taxonomy places the organism in Eukaryota, Viridiplantae, Streptophyta, Magnoliopsida, Poales, Poaceae. The record is from RefSeq and is a predicted model, not a curated record.
AUGGAUCGUCCGCAAGAGCCGCCUACCGCCGGCGAUGCAUCUCCUCCGGCCGCGGUGGUCGAUGUCCCCGUCGGAGGUGCGCCGAACGCCGGCGUCGUGUCGGCCAUGAUCUCCGCCACCAUCCCAUCGAAGAGGAAGAGGUUUCCGAAGCAAUUCUUCGAAGCUCCUGCGGCGGCGGCAGCUUCGCCGGGCGAAGCCCCGCCGGCUGCCAAGAAGGCGGGCAGGAUGAAGACCAAGGCGGCCGGGCCGAGGGGCACCGCGCCGGCCAAGGUGCGGACAAAGGCAAUCAGCCACAUCGGCCUCGCGCCUCCACCGCCCUCCAAGGCCACGCCCUCUCCUCCCUCCGUUACGUCCGAUGCGCCGCCCGCGCCGCCGCCACCCACCAUGGACGUAAACAAGGUGUUCGAUCUUGAGUCCACAACAUCCUACAUGGACAUGCUCAACGGUUCCACGGUGGGGAUGGAUGCAUGCACCGGAGUGGACCAAGGCGGCAAGCGCUAUUGGCAGCGCAUUGAGAAUCUGUACCACCAGCUGAAGCCUCGCACGAAGAGCAUGGCGGACAGAUCCUACCGCUCCCUUGAAGGCCGAUGGAACAUCAUCAAACCGGCUUGUUCUCGUUGGAGUGCUGCCAUGGAUCAAGUGGCCGACAACCCCCCUAGUGGAUGCGUGCCGGAGGACUAUCCCAAGUAUGCUCAAGCACGGUACAAGGACAUGGCCGGCUCGAAGAACAAGGAAUUUCAAUUUCAUCAUUGCUUUUCCAUCCUUCAACAUCUUCCUAAGUGGAAGUUGCGGGACAACGAGCCAAAGUGCAAGAAGGAGGCACUGCUCACCAUGGAUGAUGAAGCGGAGGACAUGAGUGGGAGAAACACCGGCAAGCCCGAGGGCAACAAGAAGGCCAAGGAGAGGGUCAAGGUAGAACUCGAAGCAGCUAGCUUCCGGGAGAAGUUGGAUCAACUCAUGAAGUCCAAGGAGGCAUUGACGAUGAAGACGUUGGAGACCAAGCUCCUCAUCACUGACAAGAAUAAGGAGGUGAAGCUUGCCAAGAUGCAAGCAAGGCGGGAAGAUGCCAAGUUGAAGGCCGAGCUUGACAUGAAGAUGAUCGCACUCAAAGAAGCCAAGGCCAUGAAGGAGCUCUUGGCCGAGGAGAGGGAUAUCAUGAUGAUGCGCACCGACGGCAUGGACGAGGAUCAGCUGGCGUGGUGGAAGGAGACCAAGGCGGACAUCAUUGCGAGGAAGAAGGCUGCACGUCAAGCUCGUGCUCAAGGUGAGUCUCCGGCGAGUGGUGGCACCGGUGGCGAUGGACUCGUUGAUGGUUGA